Molecule: messenger RNA, 972 nt
Organism: Rotaria socialis
Lineage: Eukaryota; Metazoa; Rotifera; Eurotatoria; Philodinida; Philodinidae
Source: the annotation of a GenBank genome assembly
AUGUAUUGUCCUGUUCCAAAAGUAGCGACAAAAACUCUUCUCACUGUUAUGCUUUAUAUGCAUGUGCGUGACAUCAGCGAACAUCUCGAAAAUAAUUGGACAAAUGUUGACGUUGCUAGAGCUCGAAUGGAACAAAUGAUCGAUAUUUCUACAUUCAUCGAGGAGCUUCGACAGAAUGCAAUUACAAUCCCGAAAACAGAAGAACCGAAAUCUCUUGCCGCGUUUCUUCGCAUCUAUCUUAAUAUUAUCCGAUUUGGUAGUAUCAAUGGGACGUCCUCUUCUCCACCUCUUAAUCCUUGGAGACUCCGUUUCACAUACGCAUUUCCCUAUCUUCGUCUACAUAAUCUCUCCAAUUUAUCUCAAAUAUUCUCUCCAUCUUUCACUCGAAUCAUUUUCGUUCGUCAUCCAUUUGAACGUCUCGCGUCAGCUUAUAAAGAAAGAAUUGCAACGCUCGCACGGGAUAGAAUCCAGUCAGAACCCGAUUACGAUGCCAUGCGCGAGAUGAUCUGUCGUCGGCGUAAGUUGGGCAGAAAUUUUCGCCAACCAUUAGAAAAAAGGGACGAAUGCAAAGAGACUAUCCCAUCUUUUGAAGAGUUUAUUCGAUAUAUUCUUGUCAACACUAACAAACCUGCUGUAGUUGCUAACAUGGAGUAUCAUUGGCAACCCUACUCACUACUUUGUCAAGUCUGUAAAUUUAAAUAUAACUUUAUUGGCAAAUAUGAAAUGUUCAACGAUCACUUUAUUUAUUUCCUCAAACGUUUCAAUUUAUCUGAUUGGAAUAUUCAAAAGCCAAAUGGUGCAUCAGGUCUCACUAAAUCGGAUUAUCAGAAGUUUUACUUUACCUUGCCAGACGAGCUAAUCUGUCAGCUCAUACGUCUCUAUGAUGAAGAUUUUCGUCUAUUCAACUAUCGAGUAGAUGAUUAUAUUAAUCGAACUACAUUGAUUCAAAAUUGCAAGUGGCUGAGAACCUGA